This is a messenger RNA of Aphidius gifuensis, 866 nucleotides long. It is a transcript of the gene Ccdc58, whose product is annotated as protein MIX23. Gene Ontology annotation, cellular component: mitochondrion; mitochondrial intermembrane space. The record is from RefSeq and is a predicted model, not a curated record. NCBI's taxonomy places the organism in Eukaryota, Metazoa, Arthropoda, Insecta, Hymenoptera, Braconidae. The transcript has 2 exons. The coding region runs from base 256 to 693 and encodes 145 amino acids.
UUUUGAUGUUGAAAUUUUUUUGACAUGCCAUACACUGUUUGUUUACAUUGUGUGGUGAACAUUAGGAGUGGGGAAUAGCAUCAAACAUGGCUGACCGCGCAUGCGCACUGAGUCAUGCGACGACCUUAUCCCAGCCGUCUAUUAAUCUACAGACCUUGGUACAACGUACAGAGUGUACUCUAGACUUAUCUUAUUAGUUUUACAGUAAUUAACUGAUUCUUUUUACUGGAAUUUACAUUAAAUUAUUAAAGAAAAAUGGCGACAUCUUUGAGCAUGGAUUGCGGUGACUUUUUGGAAUUUCAAGAUUCAUUACAGAAAAUGCGUAAAAUAGAUGAUCAGAUAACCUAUGCAUUAAAUUCAAUAAUUCCAACAGAAUCGUUUAAAAAAACAAUCGAUCCAUCAACAACAUGCAAAGAAUUACAUCAACAAAUAAAAAAUAUCCAUAACAAACGAGAAACCUCAAUAAAAUUUUGUCGUGAUGUUGCACGUGGAGAAAUUGAGCAACUUAAAAAACAAUGUGCCACAGAUCCAGAUAAUGUAGUUUUACAAAAUAAUAUGCGAAGAGUUCAAAAUACGCUAAGAAGGUUGGAAUCAGAAUUGGAUAUUGAAAAUGUUUUAAAAAUUCGAACAUGUAAAAUUUACAAUGAUAAAUGUCGUUCUUUUUAUAAAAAUCCAAAUAUAAACGAUUUAUGAAGAGAAAAAUUCAAGUCUUGAUUUAAACAAUGGUGACUGUUGUUACUGAUUGCAAUUUAAAAACGAAAAAAAAAAUGCUAUCAAAUAAUCAAUUGAAACUGCCUCUACUUUUUGAUAUUAUCUUUGCAACGUGAGAAAAACAUAAAUACAUAUUAAAAUUUUUUCACAUUCAA